Molecule: messenger RNA, 887 nt
Organism: Loxodonta africana (African savanna elephant)
Lineage: Eukaryota; Metazoa; Chordata; Mammalia; Proboscidea; Elephantidae
Product: olfactory receptor 4A47-like
Exons: 1
Coding region: 78-887 (269 amino acids)
Biological process (GO): G protein-coupled receptor signaling pathway
Cellular component (GO): plasma membrane
Molecular function (GO): olfactory receptor activity
Source: RefSeq, a predicted model, not a curated record
UCCUUUUGGGGCUCACUCAGAGUCUCCAGGGUCAGAAGGUAUUAUUUGUUGUGUUCUUGCUCAUCUACAUUGUGACAAUGGUGGGCAACCUCCUCAUUAUCAUGACUGUGGGGGUCAGCCCAACACUGGAUGCUCCUAUGUACUUCUUUCUUGGCUACUUAUCAUUUAUGGAUGCUGUUUAUUCUACUACAGUUACCCCAAAUAUGAUUAUAGACUUAAUCUAUGAGAAGAAAACCAUCUCUUUCCAAGAUUGCCUGACCCAGCUUUUUGCAGAACACUUAUUUGGUGGUUCUGAGAUUUUACUUCUGGUGGUCAUGGCCUAUGAUCACCACGUGACUAUCUGCAAACCCCUGCAUUAUAUGAUGAUCAUGAACCAAAGGGUGCGUGUUUUGCUGCUGCUGGUGACCUGGGUCGGAGGUUUUGUGCAUGGUAUAGCUCACCUUCUCUUUGUUUACAGUCUUCCCUUCUGUGGUCCCAAUGUUAUUGACCACUUUUGCUGUGACAUGUAUCCAUUAUUAAAGCUUGCCUGCACUGACACCUAUGUCAUUGGUCUCACUGUGAUUGUCAAUGAUGGGGUAAUAUGUGUGGUUAUCUUUAUGCUGUUACUCAUCUCCUACGGAGUCAUUAUGCACUCCCUGAAGAAUCUUAGUCAGAAAGGGAGGCACAAAGCUUUACCCGCCUGUGGCUCCCACAUCACUGUGGUGGUCCUCUUCUUUGUCCCUGGUAUUUUUCUGUAUGUGAAACCUCCUUCCACCUUACCCAUUGAUAAAUUCUUGACGGUGUUUUGCACUGUUUUCACACCUAUGUUUAAUCCUUUAAUCUAUACUUUGAGAAAUUCAGAGAUGAAAAAUGCCGUGAAGAAGCUUUGGACAAGAAAAAGAAAAUGA